Fusarium pseudograminearum CS3096 is the source of this 549-nucleotide messenger RNA. RefSeq lists its product as uncharacterized. The transcript has a single exon. The record is from RefSeq and is a predicted model, not a curated record. Bases 1 to 549 code for a protein of 182 amino acids. NCBI's taxonomy places the organism in Eukaryota, Fungi, Ascomycota, Sordariomycetes, Hypocreales, Nectriaceae.
AUGUCUGCCAACGAAGCGAACAGCAAUAUUAGAAAGAAUAUUGAAGAGACAGUCAAUAGUUUCCUAUCAUCCUACGAGGAUGGAAGGGUGCAGAACGAUACAUCCAUCAUCAACCGCGAUGUCACGCCUGAAUGCACUCGUCAGCUACUUCCCGCCUCACUCUUGAAAGCGCUCGGUGCUCCUGAAUCUGUUGUCUUUUCCAACGAUCAGUACGAGAAACUUUACGCCGACGAUCUUGCUGUUGGAGGAGUCUAUAACACUGUUACCAAAAACUUGGUCAUCGAUGCCGAGGCUAGGAGGGCAGCUGUCACCAGCAAAUCAGACUUCAAGUACAAAGAUGGUGAUUCUCUCGUCGUCGAGUUUUCCUGGACUUUGAACUUUAAUGAAGACGGUACCAAGAUCGACAAGGUCAUAGAGUUCGCUGAUGCCGAUGCCGUUAAGCGGAUGGCGGCCAAAGCGCGGGAACUUCAAGCCAGUCGAGAGACAAAUGGUAUCAAUGGUGAUAGCGGCAUGUUGGAAAAGGAAGUGGAUUUCUUCGAGACUGGAUGA